AUGACCACCAUGAGCUGGAGCUUUCUAACUCGUCUUCUGGAAGAGAUCCACAACCAUUCCACCUUUGUGGGGAAAGUGUGGCUCACAGUGCUCAUCAUCUUCCGCAUCGUGCUGACUGCCGUGGGGGGCGAGUCCAUCUACUCGGACGAGCAGACCAAGUUUACCUGCAACACCAAGCAGCCCGGCUGUGACAACGUGUGCUAUGAUGCCUUCGCCCCGCUUUCGCAUGUCCGCUUCUGGGUCUUCCAGAUCAUCAUGAUCUCCACCCCCUCGGUCAUGUACCUGGGCUACGCCAUACACAAGAUAGCCCGCGCUUCCGAGGUGGAGCGCCGGAAGUUCCACCACCGGAAGAAGCCCAUUCAGGCCCACAGGUGGAGGGAGAGCCACCCGCUUGAGGAGGUGCUGGAGAAUGAGGACGAUGAUGCAGAGCCCAUGAUCUACCAGGAGGACGUGGUGGAAGUCCAGGAGGUCAAGCUGGAGCCGGCCAAGCCUCAGAAACAUGACGGCCGCCGGCGGAUCAUGCAAGAGGGCCUGAUGAGGAUCUACGUCCUGCAGCUUCUGUCCCGGGCCGUAUUUGAGAUUGGCUUCCUGGUGGGCCAGUAUCUUCUCUAUGGCUUCCGUGUUAAUCCGUCCUAUGUGUGCAAUAAGGUGCCCUGUCCCCACAAGGUAGACUGCUUCAUCUCUCGGCCCACAGAGAAGACCAUAUUCUUGCUCAUCAUGUACGUGGUCAGCUGCCUCUGCCUGCUCCUUAAUGUUUGCGAGAUGUUCCACUUGGGUAUCGGAAAGUUCCGGGACACUCUCCGCAAGAGGAGGAACCAGGGGGGGAGACGGCCCUCGUACAGCUACCCGUAUUCCCGUAACAUCCCCACCUCUCCCCCCAUGUACAACCUGGUCAUGAAAUCAGACAAGCCCAACAGGAUCAUCCCCAAUAGUCUUAUCACCCACCAUGAGAAGAACAUGGCCAACGAUGCCCUGGAACAUCACCAGGAGUGCACCAGUCCAGACGAGAACAUCCCCUCGGACCUGGCCAGCCUGCACCGCCACCUACGGGUGGCCCAAGAGCAGCUUGACAUGGCUUUCCAGACCUACAAUACUAACAAGAACCAGCCCACCUCCAGGACAAGUAGUCCAGUGUCUGGGGGCACCAUGGCAGAGCAGAACAGGGUCAACACAGCCCAGGAGAACCAAGGAGCCAGGCCAAAAUCAGCUACUACAGAGAAAGCUGCGACCAUUGUAAAAAACGGAAAGACUUCUGUAUGGAUUUAA
Molecule: messenger RNA, 1266 nt
Organism: Salvelinus namaycush (lake trout)
Lineage: Eukaryota; Metazoa; Chordata; Actinopteri; Salmoniformes; Salmonidae
Gene: gjc2
Product: gap junction protein gamma 2
Exons: 1
Coding region: 1-1266 (421 amino acids)
Biological process (GO): cell communication
Cellular component (GO): connexin complex
Source: RefSeq, a predicted model, not a curated record